AAACUGCUGGCUGCAUGAAAUUCAGCCAGUUGAUUUUUAACAAGCCUUGAAAUGACUUCGAUCCUCCUGAAAACAGCGAUUUUCGCUGCCCUUUGCGCGAUGGUCAACGGUCAGAAUGAUUCCGCAACGGACUGCUCCAGUUUGGAUUUUUCGACAAUUCCGAAAACUUGCUGCAGCCAGCCGUACGGAGAACUUUUGCCACUUUCCAAAAUCCAGGGUGCACAAGCAUGCAAAGCAACUGCCGCCAUGAUGAAUUGGGUCAAUACAUAUCAGCUUAAUAAUCUGCAAUCCAAAGACAUCAAAAACUUCAUCGACGACAAAUCCAAGUCAUACCUGUCAACCAUUUGCACACCAGCUACCGUGGUCAACUGCAUCUUUGGCGCCAACGAUUUUGUUAAUUCGUCUGGAUCGAUCAAUAUUCAAAAUCUAAAAGCAUUCCUGUCAACGAACGCGCCAAACACAACUUGGGGAAACAUCAUGAACACAAUUUUGGACCCAAUGAACUCUGAUUACAACACAGCUUAUCAAUUUACAGACAUCGUCGAGGACAACUUUGAGAAGGUUGUUUGUCCAACAGGAAACGUCAACUUACUUCCAAUUAUUAUGAUGCAAAUGCUUCAGAGUGAAAUAAUUUGGAUGUGUCCUAAGCAGGCGGUUUACGAUACAAAAAAUAAAUGCAGCGAGACAAUGAAGAAUUUCCAGUACUGCGAUGGAAAAAUCUACUCGAACACCGCAAAGGGAAUAUUUUUCUUCCCCAACGUUUAAAUAUAAAGUUAUAUCAAACUCUAAAUUUUGAUUUUGUGUGUUUCUUUGCAUGGAAAAAAAAUUGUACUUCAUUAAAAUUAUGUUUGGA
This is a messenger RNA of Neocloeon triangulifer, 853 nucleotides long. RefSeq lists its product as uncharacterized. The record is from RefSeq and is a predicted model, not a curated record. Bases 52 to 765 code for a protein of 237 amino acids. NCBI's taxonomy places the organism in Eukaryota, Metazoa, Arthropoda, Insecta, Ephemeroptera, Baetidae. The transcript has 9 exons.